Dipodomys ordii (Ord's kangaroo rat) is the source of this 441-nucleotide messenger RNA. It is a transcript of the gene Iqcf6, whose product is annotated as IQ motif containing F6. NCBI's taxonomy places the organism in Eukaryota, Metazoa, Chordata, Mammalia, Rodentia, Heteromyidae. Gene Ontology annotation, molecular function: calmodulin binding. The transcript has 2 exons. Bases 1 to 441 code for a protein of 146 amino acids. The record is from RefSeq and is a predicted model, not a curated record.
AUGACCACGAACAUUGUGAGUACGACCAUUGCAGGAGAGGCCCACCCAACAGAUGAUGAGCAAUAUUUAAAGUUAGAGAAGACAGCCAUCAAGAUCCAGUCAUGGUGGCGAGGUAUCGUGGUACGCCGGACACUGUUGCACGCGGCCCUCAGGGCUUGGGUGAUCCAAUGCUGGUGGAGGUCCCUGCAGGCCAAGGCGAUGGAGCAAAGACGCCGCCUAGCGUUAAGACUCUACUCCUGCCAGGAAUGGGCGGUGGUGAAGAUGCAGGCUCAGGUUCGGAUGUGUCAGGCCCGCAGGUGGUUCCUCCAAGUUCGCCAGGCGGCCUGCGUCAUCCAGUCUCACUGGAGAUGGUACAGCCGCCAGACCCGGGGCCUCAUCCAGGGCCGCUACGAGGUCAAAGCCAGCCGGCUGGAGCUGGACAUUGAAAUCCUUAUGACCUAA